CGGUGGGAGGGACUAAGACGCAAGGAAGGGAGGCAAGUGGAUGAGUCGAGGGUGCAAUUUAAGGGCCAUGGGGUGCACCUUAGGUCUCACAGCUGACAAUGCUUAUCAAAGCCAAGUACCUUCACGAAUAUGUCAUAUAUAAGUCUUUCUCCUCCAAAGACUUGUGUUGGGGAUGUUGAGUUCUGUGAAGAUGGAAGCGCAUGAUCUACCAGAGUGGAAUACUUUCUACAGCGAGGCCAGUGAGAUGUAUUCCUCUCCCAGCACCAUGAACUCUGGUCUGGGCUCCAUGGGCUCCAUGGGCUCCAUCAACAGCUACAUCAACCUGAACCCGGCCACCGCCUCGCCUGCAGGCAUGAACAUGGCGUACCCGAGCACCAGCCUCAGCAGUUCCCCGCUGGCCUCCAUGGGCUCCGGGCCCAGCCACAUGUCCCUCUCCCCGGUGACCUCGUCCCUCGGCACGGGCCCUCUAACCCAGCUGGGCCCCGUUGCUCCAGGCUCCCUGGGCUCCUUGUCACACUACCAGAACAUGGGCCAAUCCAUGAGCCAAUUGGGGUACCCCUCCACCGCGACCCUUAACCGGGCCGGGCACAAGGACAUUCCCCCGAAGCCCUACCGACGCUCCCUGACCCACGCCAAGCCGCCGUACUCCUACAUCUCCCUCAUCACCAUGGCCAUCCAGCAGAGCGGCAGCAAGAUGCUCACCCUGAACGAGAUCUACCAGUGGAUCAUGGACCUGUUCCCCUACUACCGUGAGAACCAGCAGCGCUGGCAGAACUCCAUCCGCCACUCGCUCUCCUUCAACGACUGCUUCGUGAAGGUGGCUCGCUCGCCGGACAAGCCGGGCAAAGGCUCCUACUGGACCCUGCACCCGCAGUCGGGCAACAUGUUCGAGAACGGCUGCUACCUGAGGCGCCAGAAGCGCUUCAAGAUCGAGGAAAAGCUGGCGAAGAAAGCGGGCAAGAGCCAGGAGGGGGGCUCGGGGAAGGGAGGCCAUGGCGGAGAUCACCUGGUGGAGGAUCACAGCCCCACAGGAGGCUCUGAGGGAGCCGACUCCGCCCACUCAGACAACUCCCACCCGGGCUCUUCGGACGACCAGCCGCAUCCCCGGAACUCCCUGGUGCCACUAGACUGCCCGUCGCUCUCCUCCUCACACCUCCACAGCCCGCCCAUCUCCCUGCCGUCCUCCUCCUCCUCCGCCUCGUCCUCCCUGUCCCUCUCGGCCGCCACCUCCUCCAACCCGCUCCUCCACUCCCAGUCUCUGGUGGGUAGCUCCCACCUCCUGCCCGGCGCCAUGCAGCAGCACAUGGACCUACAGAGCGACCCGCUCAAGUCCCUGGACCCCCACUACAACUUCAACCACCCCUUCUCCAUCACCAACCUCAUGUCCAACGAGCAGAAGAUGGACCUCAAGUCCUACCAGGACCAGGUGAUGGCGUACAACAGCUACACCAGUGGCUCUCCUAUGGGAGCCAAGCAGAUCUACGACAGCCCCGGGCCGGCCACCAUGGACUCAGGCGCUUACUACCAAACUCUGUACAGCCGCUCGGUGCUCAACGCCUCCUAAUAUGGACACUCAUCCACCCCCCCCCCCCCUCCACACUCACACACACACACACACUCACACACAUACAGACACACACAUACACACACACACACCUGUCUCUAGAGGUGAGCCAAGAUGGAGACUUCUCUUUCUCUCAGCCUUUUCUAAAAUGGACACCCCAGCUCUCUUCCUCUUUCUUUCCCUGUCCCUCUCUGGCUCACAUCCAGUGGCCUUGGUAGAGACUCACAUCUAAAAUGGCUGCCGUGUUUGAGGGACCAAAGAACAGUUUUUUUUUCCUUUUUCUUUUACCAACUCUGACAAACAUGGAGAGUGGUUGGUUACAUGGAGGACAGAAAAGUGUAGCUGGAUGAUAAGAAGUCUUAACUGAUGAUGUCAGAUCCUGUCUUCGCCUGUCGCACGAGCACUGCACGUGGUGAAAUAGGCUUUGUACAAAAUGUAUAUAGAGGUAA
Perca flavescens (yellow perch) is the source of this 2013-nucleotide messenger RNA. RefSeq names its product forkhead box A3 (gene foxa3). The record is from RefSeq and is a predicted model, not a curated record. Gene Ontology annotation, biological process: regulation of transcription by RNA polymerase II; cell differentiation; anatomical structure morphogenesis. NCBI's taxonomy places the organism in Eukaryota, Metazoa, Chordata, Actinopteri, Perciformes, Percidae. The transcript has 3 exons. Gene Ontology annotation, molecular function: protein domain specific binding; RNA polymerase II cis-regulatory region sequence-specific DNA binding; DNA-binding transcription factor activity, RNA polymerase II-specific. The coding region runs from base 173 to 1564 and encodes 463 amino acids.